AUGUGUGAUUUCUUGUCUCAAAAUAACAUAGAUGAGCAGGUGAAUGUCUUAAAAUCUAAAAAGAGUUCUUCUACUCGUUAUGGUGGUCCUCAAGAUUAUUGUGAUGAUGAGGAAGAAUAUGAAGAAGAAGAAGAAGAUGAGCAAGAAGAUGAGGAUGAGGAAGAAAAGAGACGUGUUGCUGAACGUGAACGUAAGAAGGAAGAGGUACGUAAACGUUUAAUGGAAGCUUCACGUGCUAAAAAAGCUAAAAAAGGUUUUUUAACACCUGAACGUAAAAAGAAACUUCGUAAACUUUUGAUGGAGAAAGCUGCUGAAGACUUGAAACAACAACAAAUGCUUCGUGAACAGGAACGCCAACGUGUCUUACAAGAAAGAAUUAUUCCACUUCCAGAUAUUGAUGGUAUGGAUGAUGAUGAAAUACUUGAAUCAGCCAAAGAAUUUGUUGAACGUAUCAAACAACUUGAAUCCGAUGUUUAUGAUCUUAACUAUUUUGUUAGACAAAAAGAUUUUGAAAUUAAUGAGUUAACUAUUGCUGUUAACGAUUUAAGAGGUAAAUUCGUCAAACCCACACUUAAGAAAGUUUCCAAAACAGAUAAUAAAUUUGAUAAGCUUAAGAAGAAAGAAACAGCUAAGGUUGAUUUUCGAUCCAAUCUCAAAACAGUCGAGUCUAACAAAUUCGCAAUGGAAGAGGAAAAAGAAAAGGAGAAGCUCGAAUGGGCAAAAUAA
Strongyloides ratti is the source of this 726-nucleotide messenger RNA. Its product is annotated as Troponin I. Gene Ontology annotation, biological process: muscle contraction. The coding region runs from base 1 to 726 and encodes 241 amino acids. Gene Ontology annotation, cellular component: troponin complex. The record is from RefSeq and is a predicted model, not a curated record. Lineage: Eukaryota; Metazoa; Nematoda; Chromadorea; Rhabditida; Strongyloididae. The transcript is spliced from 3 exons.